AUGACCACCGUCCCUGCUCCCGACACCCCUUCCAUCCAACGCAGUCGGUCGUCCAAUUCAGAUCUGAAGGAGAAGAAGUUGGAUGAUGAUCCCACUGUUUAUGUCGCUAAUGACUUGGAGGAGAACCAGAUUAAGAGCUCGGACGAUCGUACCAGCAGAUUCCGGCCAUUCAUCCUCGGGGGUCUGGCUUUGGUGAUCUUGGGUUGGUGGAUCAGUGCAACUGUUCUGGAGGCUACGAGACAUCGAUGGAUCGUGCAGACCCUUUUCGCAUGGUUUUUCAUCCUCAUCAUCGCAUUCCGGUUUAUUCCCAACAGCAUCGUCACGAAGCCCAUUGGAGCCGUUUGGAUUCCUUGUGUUCAGAAACCAUGGUACACCCUACCAUACCGUUCGAGAUUGGCCAUCGGAUGGCUCUGCUUGUUGGCAAUCAUUUUUGGCUCAGCUUUCGGUUUCAAUCUUCCAGAGGGCACGGAAUAUGCUGAUCGUGUGAUCUCAAUCGCGGGCCUCUUUGUGUUCCAAUUCGGCUUUUGGCUUACUUCGAAACACCGUAGCAUUGUCCCUUGGCCUACUGUUAUCGUUGGUCUUUUCCUCCAACAGGCCAUUGCGUUGUUCGUGCUCAAAAGCGGCGCGGGCUUUUCGAUCUUCAGAUGGGUCGCUACUCUGGCGGCGGACUUCCUUGGCCAGGCGGAGGCUGGCGGAGUUUUCUUCUUCGACCAGGAGACCUGGGACAAACAUUGGUUCUUCGUUGGCGUUCUGUCGUCGAUUAUUUUCUUCAUUGCGUUCGUCCAAAUGAUGUACUAUUUGGGUGUCAUGCAAUGGGUCAUUGGAAAAUUCGCGUGGUUCUUCUUCAAGAUCAUGAAUGUGUCCGGAGCUGAGGCAGUUGUUGCAGCUGCGUCACCAUGGGUUGGUCAAGGUGAAUCGGCGUGUCUUGUCAAGCCUUAUGUCGACUUGAUGACGGAAUCUGAACUUCAUGUUACGAUGACUUCUGGUUUCUCCACCAUUGCUGGCUCCGUCCUUGUUGCCUACAUGAGUCUUGGCGUCCCUCCGGAGACACUCGUCACUUCGUCUGUAAUGAGUAUACCAGCGUCCAUUGCCAUCAGCAAAGUUCGAAUUCCAGAAACCGAAGAGCCAGUCACCCGCGGCAAUGUUUCAAUCGAUCGUGGCGAGGAGACUAAGAAGAAUGCCCCGGCCAAUGCCCUUCACGCCUUCAGUCAAGGAGCAGUCUUUGGUCUGAUUGUAGCAGGUCAGAUUCUGACGAAUGUUCUUACUGUCCUCGCCCUGGUGGCCAUGAUCAACGGACUUCUUACUUGGAUCGGACGUGGGUUCGGUAUCAAUGCCCUCACCUUGCAACUGGUCAUUGGCUACCUCUUCUAUCCGGUUACCUUCUUCCUCGGGGUUCCCCGUUCGGAGAUCUUGACCGUGUCCCGCCUGUUUGCCACGAAGCUUGUCGCCAACGAAUUCGCUGCCUACCUUGAACUCAGCGCUCUGCAGAGGGCAGAAGCGAUUUCCGCUCGCGCCUAUACCAUCGCCUCCUACGGACUGUGCGGUUUCGCCAACCUCGGCUCUCUAGGUAUUCAAAUCGGUGUGUUGGGCGCUCUGGGUCCUUCGAAAGGCAGAGUCAUUGCGAGGAUUGCACUUUCGGCCAUGAUUUGUGGUUUCCUUUCUACCCUCCAGACGGCUGGUAUUGUGGGAAUGCUUCUUUAA
Cyclocybe aegerita is the source of this 1701-nucleotide messenger RNA. Lineage: Eukaryota; Fungi; Basidiomycota; Agaricomycetes; Agaricales; Hemipholiotaceae. The record is from the annotation of a GenBank genome assembly.